UUAGAGCACAGGAACUGAGCUUUCGCCAACGCUAGUAGCUGGGUCGGAAACGAGGUGUCUGCGGUCCGUCUAGGAUUUGGACGGUUUUUCAGCGUUCGUGUCCCUCACUCGCCACCUUCCCUCCUUUGGGUCCCACGAUGCCGAUGUACCAGGUAAAGCCCUACCACGAGGGCAGUGCAUCUCUCCGUGUAGAACUUCCCACCUGCAUGUACCGGCUGCCCAACGUGCACUGCAGGACCGACAACCCAGCGCCAGCCACCGGCCACGUGCAGGAAGCGGCUGACCCAUCGCUUCAGGCUCUCGAGUCCCGCCAGGACGAUAUUUUGAAGCGUCUGUACGAGCUGAAAGCUGCGGUUGAUGGUCUGUCCAAGAUGAUUCAGACGCCAGACGCGGACUUGGAUGUGACCAACAUAAUCCAAGCCGAGGAGCCCGCCGCCUUAGCCACCAGCGCGUUCGACCUGAAUUCUGUGCUUGGAAAGGACUACGGGGCCCUGAAGGACAUCGUGAUCAACGCCAACCCCGCCUCGCCCCCCCUGUCCCUGCUCGUGCUGCACCGGCUGCUGUGUGACCACUACAGGGUGCUGUCCGCGGUCCACACGCACUCGGCGGUCCAGCGCGUGCCGCCGCACCUUCUCAAGUGCUUCGGCGAGCAGAAGCAGCAGCCCCGGCACGAGUACCAGCUGGGCUUCACUCUGAUCUGGAAGGACGUGCCCAAGACGCAGAUGAAGUUCAGUGUCCAGACCAUGUGUCCCAUCGAAGGCGAAGGCAACAUCGCCCGCUUCCUGUUCUCGCUCUUUGGCCGGAAGCAGGACGCCGUGAGCCUGACCCUCAUGGACAGCUGGGUGGACACAGCCGUCUUUCAGCUCAAAGAGGGAAGCAGUAAAGAAAAGGCCGCCGUGUUCCGCUCCAUGAACUCUGCUCUCGGGAAGAGCCCCUGGCUCGUUGGGAACGAACUCACGGUGGCCGACGUGGUGCUGUGGUCCGCGCUCCGGCAGACGGGGGCCUGCGGCGCGGUGGUGCCGGCCAGCGUGCAGAAGUGGAUGGGGGCCUGCGAAAACCUGGCCCCUUUCCACACGGCCCUCCAGCUCCUUCGGUGAGCCUCGGUCACUGCCGUCGAGGAUGGUGCUCUCUGGUGCCUGUGACUGAUAAAGGGACGUGUGCUCCACGUCCUUAGGCCACCUGUCACGUAUCAAUAAAAGCAUCCUAUAGUCAC
Molecule: messenger RNA, 1213 nt
Organism: Sus scrofa (pig)
Lineage: Eukaryota; Metazoa; Chordata; Mammalia; Artiodactyla; Suidae
Gene: AIMP2
Product: aminoacyl tRNA synthetase complex interacting multifunctional protein 2
Cellular component (GO): aminoacyl-tRNA synthetase multienzyme complex
Source: RefSeq, marked validated